Molecule: messenger RNA, 2142 nt
Organism: Peniophora sp. CBMAI 1063
Lineage: Eukaryota; Fungi; Basidiomycota; Agaricomycetes; Russulales; Peniophoraceae
Source: the annotation of a GenBank genome assembly
AUGGGCUGGAUUUCGGCGCUGUUACUGCUCGUGCUGACAGCAGGAGGAAGUGUACACGGGAAGAUCGACCGUCAGGCGAUUGUUCGCUCGUACAACCCGACUCGCGGACCGCAACCUAAUGCGACGACGCCUCUUCAAAUUGGCAACGGCAACAUAGCGUUCGGCGCCGAUAUCACCGGUCUACAGACCUUCCUCCCAUUCAACACCCUCAGCUCGUGGGGAUGGAAGAACGACUCUUUGCCUCCCGGGAAGACUCAAGAGGAUGUAGACAAUUACAAAGGUGCUAGUUGGCCUAUGCAUGGACGCGAGGUUCGGUACGACUUCGGCGGUGACCCAGCAAUCGAGACGUGGCUCACUGCAAACCCGAACCGCGUGAACCUGGCACGGCUUGGACUUUUCUUCGUCGACGAGGGGACAACGGGAGACGUCUCGAUGGACGACCUUGCAGAUGCCACGCAGACACUGGAUAUCUGGACCGGCAUUCUCACCAGCUCGUUCACCUUCAACGGCUCAAGCGUGAAUGUCACGACCGUCAUGGCCCAAGAUUUGGACGUCCUGGCUGUAUCGCUCUCAUCCGAUCUGGUCAGCUCAGGACGUUUGGGCUUGUUCGUUGACUUCCCGUGGUGCGAUGGGAGCAACAAGUUCAACGCGCCGUUUGUGGGUGUAUACAACGCUACUUCGAACCAUACGACAAGCUUCGGUACGUCUGAGGAUGGCAAUGCUGUCAUCAGUCAUACGAUGGUCAACAAUACCUUCCUCACGACAUUUGGGGGCGACGCGUUCAACAUCACGCGCGACACUCCCGAUGCGCAUCGUUACACCAUUCUCCCCACCUCGACUGCGAAUGCCUCGACGUUUACGCUAUCAAUCGGCUUCUCCCUCGACGCUCUUGAGUCGCUACCGUCUCCGGCCGAAGUGGUCAAGUCGUCGGAGGACGCUUGGGAGGAGUUCUGGACCGGAUCGGGAUUCGUGGACGUUGUCAGUGGGAGUACCGAUGAGAGGGCGGAUGAGCUGCAGAGGAGGAUCGUGCUUAGUCGGUACUUGGAGAGAGUCAAUGAAUCGGGUGAUAACCCGCCACAAGAAUCGGGGCUCACGAACAAUGGAUGGUACGGCAAGUUCCACAUGGAGAUGUUCUUCUGGCACUCCGCGCACUGGGCGCUGUGGGGAACCUGGGAUCUGCUGAACCGUGCGACUGGGACGUACCACGACUUUAUGACAACGAGCAUCGAGCGCGCGCAAGUGCAGCAGGGCUUCGCAGGUGGUGCGCGCUGGCCGAAGAUGACGGACCCAACUGGCCGCAGCUCGCCGGGCACAAUCAACAACCUACUCAUAUGGGAACAACCGCACCCCAUCAUCUUCGCCACAUACGCUCUGCGCGCGGCGAACUCUUCUGCCGCUCAGCAAUCAGUUGUAGACUUCUGGAAGGACAUCGUCAUUGCGACGGCGGACUUUAUGGGCGCGUACGCCUAUCACAACGAGAGCACGGGAUACUUCGACUUGGGUCCGCCCAUGUACGUCGUGAGCGAGGAUACGUCACCCAAUGUCACUGCGAACCCAGCCUUUGAGCUCGUGUAUUUCCGCCUCACGCUCUCGCUUGCCUCGUCUUUCCUCGAAACCGCUGGUCAAGCCGUCCCUUCGAACUGGACCGACGUCCUCCAAAAUCUCGCUCCUCUGCCAAUACAAGACGGGCUCUACGCCGUGUACGAAGGAAUCGAAGAAAACUGGUGGAACGAUACGGCGUAUACGAGCGACCACCCAAGCCUAGCCGGGCUCGUCGGCUGGCUCCCUCCCGUCGAUGGCGUGGACCUAGCAACAGCAAACACUACAACGCGAAAAGUGUGGGAAACAUGGCACGUCGACAACCUCUACGGCUGGGACUUCCCCUUACUCGCUCUCUCCGCCGCGCGCCUCGGUUCGCCGGACCAGGCGAUAGACUUUUUGCUGGACCCGUUGUUCUCGUUUGACGAUGCGGGGUAUCCGACGGGCGGGACGAGAGUGCCGACGCCGUACUUCCCGAGCUCGGGGAGCUUUUUGUAUGCUGUUGCUGCGAUGGCUGCCGGGUGGGAUGGCGCGGAGGGAGAGGCGCCGGGGUUCCCGGAGGGAUGGAAGGUUGCUGUUGAGGGGGUGUCGAAGGUGUUGUAG